UUAUAAAAUAAAAUAGUUAUAAAAUGUUUGUUGGUAUAUCUUCUCCAACUCAAAUCACCUCCACACCCUUUUUUUCUAAUAUCAAAAUCAAAUUGAAUUUGAACAAUUCACACCAGUCAAUACAAAACCUUGCAAAGUCACCAUCAUCAUCAUGUACAGGAGGAGGAAGCAACAACAACAUUUGCUUAUGUGGGAGAAGACCAUUUCUAGCAACAAUCUCCACUGCUCUCAUCCCACUUCACCAAUCCAACGCUUCAGAUUCUUUUUCUGAUGAUCCCAUCGCUGUGCUGAACAGGGUUCACCCGCCAAGACCCGACUGGUAUGAGGAGUUUUAUGCUGUAGCUAUGGAUGCAUCAAUGAAAUCUUAUGAGGACGAGAUUGCAGGUUAUAAGUCGGAGCUUUUUGCAAAUUUAACAACAGGGAAGGCUGCAAAAAUAUUAGAGAUUGGGAUCGGAACAGGUCCUAAUCUCAAAUAUUACAGCAAUUUAGCUUCCGGUGCAAGUGUAGUUGGUGUAGACCCCAAUAGAAAGAUGGAAAAAUACGCUCAAGCCGCAGCCCAAGCUUCUGGUUUGCCUCCAACAAAAUUCCAGUUCAUUCAUGCCUUUAUGCAGGUUGCAGAAGCAUUGCCUGUAAGCGAUGCUUCCAUGGAUGCAGUCGUGGGUACGUUAGUGCUAUGUUCUGUUAAGGAUGUUAACAAGACUCUUCAGGAGGUCAAGAGGGUGCUUAAACCAGGUGGUAUUUACAUAUUCGUGGAACAUGUAGCUGCGGAAGAGCAGAUGGUACAUUUCUUAAAGUUAUACAACGCGCUUUAGAUCCACUGCAACAGGUGGUUGCGGAUGGAUGCCAUCUUACAAGGGAAACCGGAGACAGUAUAUCUGCAGCAGGGUUCUCGAGUACUGACAUAAAAAAAGUUUUCCUUUCUUCUGCAUCACUCAUUAAUCCUCAUGCCUAUGGAAUUGCUUAUAAAUAACAAAAGAAUUAUUACCUUUCAUGUUCGAAAUCGAUUGUAAUUUUGGCUUGUUGCUAGUAAUGGAAUACAAGUUGUGUCACUA
This is a messenger RNA of Helianthus annuus (common sunflower), 1052 nucleotides long. RefSeq names its product methyltransferase-like protein 7A. The transcript has 6 exons. Gene Ontology annotation, molecular function: S-adenosylmethionine-dependent methyltransferase activity. Lineage: Eukaryota; Viridiplantae; Streptophyta; Magnoliopsida; Asterales; Asteraceae. Bases 24 to 812 code for a protein of 262 amino acids. The record is from RefSeq and is a predicted model, not a curated record.